AAUUGAUUCCUUAUUAAAUAAGCUCUCAGUUGCAGGAAUCUGUUUGUAUGAAUGUGAUACAUCUCAUUUAAAGUUCCUCAAACCCACACAUCGCCACUCUUCAGUGAUUUUUGAGAAGACAUCAACAAACUUUAGACGUUAUUUCAGUUUGUGAUCUGCACCUGCAAUAAUCCAAGUCUGCUUAUCUCACACCAGCACAGUUGGGGUGUGGUGAAUUUUGGGGGAAAUUUGUCAGGUUAAAGCAGCUCCUGGCAGCAGCUACACACUUACAGAGAUGCAGAUGCUCUGAACUCGCAAAGAGCCAAUCACAGUUCAGGGAGAUAGGGUGGGUGGUGGGUAGGGCAUGUGGUCCCCAUUUGUGUGCCAGGAACAGGCAACCAGUCAGGAAAGAGUGAACGCUGCUGCUGAAUACCUGAAUACUUUCAGUUUCUGCCUCUCCUUUAAGUUUUGAUUCUGCCUGAAUUUUUCAGUUUGAGAGUUCACCCAAGUUCAUCCCAGAGAGAUGUCAGGAAACAGAAACAGAAAGCUUCAGUUGUUAGGCCCCCCCUCCACCACACACACACAACUAACAGAGUCAACGGGUGAGGCAAACGUUGAAGGAGGAGCCACCCCCGAAGGAGCCCCUCCUUACGUCCCUGCCCAACUUGAAGGGAAACUCCAGCUCACUUCAGCCUCACACAGAGCAGCUACUCUCUGCACAUCCUCAUCCUCAGGUUCACCACCUCCAGCCUCGGGUUUUAGGCCAAGCAAUCAUGACAACACCGUCCAAGUCCAAGUCGCACAAGGUGAAGAAUGUGGUGCUCGCCCUCCUCACGCUUUGGUCCAUCAUCGCCAUCAUCAUCCUCGUUGUGUGGGCCACAUCUCCUAACAUGAAGGGCGCGGCUCAGUGUCGUGCUGAACUGCAGGACGCCACAGAGAGACUGGAGGGGGCAAAGGUGAAUUUCCAAAAGGACAAAGUGGCCCUGGAGGAGAAAGUGAUGGAAGCAAGGGAGGAGAACAACCAGAAGAACAGGGAGAUCCUACUCCUGAUGGAGAGGCUGAACACCACCAACGCCACACUGGAGGAGAGCCGACAGGAAAAUGUUGUCCUGCACGGGAACAUCAGCGCUCUGCAGGAGGAGGUGGAGCAGCUGCAGCAGAAGGAAGCAAACCUCACGGCUCACAUCAGCCUGCAGGAAGAGCGCAUGGAGGUCCUGCAGCAGAACAUGACCGAGGCCUUCCAUCAGACCGAGGCCUGCAACAGCCUGAGGAAGGCGGCUGACAGCCAGACCAUGGCGGCUCAGGCUCUCACCAAGGCCUGUGACUCUCAGAAACAGUUCCUGCAAAAGCAGCUUCAAAAGUACAAAGGUGUUGAAUGUGACGCUCCUGCACAGAGCAAGCAGGAGGAAAAGUCCCCCCCACCCUCGGGUGACGCUUCCGUUAUAGUUCCUGUCUGUGGAGCUCCAGCUCUGAUACUGCUUAUGUGCACCACUCUGCUGCUCACGACCUGAUUUCAUCAAGGUGGAUGCUAAAACUAACGGCGAGCACUGUGGUCCCAUGUGAGACGGAGCCCGGGCCGACUGAUGACUGCUGUACAAACUCUCUGUAUGCACAACAAACACGUCUCCAUGGAGACGCUGAUACACGACGAGCUCUUGGACUUCUGCUUUCGACUUCUCGGCUGAAACGUUUUACACCUGCUGGACUCUGAGCUUCUCUGCUGUUUUCUUUUUGUCAUGCAUCUGAUCCUGUCUGGACUAGAGGAGGAUUUUUUUUUUUUUUUGCUGCUUCAUAAGCUUCUUUUGAAUGCAUCAGACUCAAAGUUUGAAUGCUUCCUUACUGCAGUAAUCUUAAGCUACUCUGCCACUGGGAGGUGCUGUUCAGCUCAGAGCAAUAAAUGGUGGUUUAAGAAAUUCAACAAAUAGGAAUGUAGAUCUAGAAAUAUGGGGUGAAUUUGACUGUUAAAAUAAAGAAUUAUGGCCAAACAAGUAUUUCCUGCACUCCAUGGAAGUGAUGAAUGCUUCAUCCAUAAGGCUUUGAUGCAUUUAGCAAAAUUUAAAUGCACAAUCAGCAAAACUGCACAGGAAUGAAACAGUGCUGAUUUAACAAGCUUUGUCAGAUGUUGGUUUAAAUACUAAGAGGAAAAAUUGAACCUCAAAAGUUCACAAUGAUGUUGGUUUUGUCCUUUUUUUUUGUGGUUUGCCAAAGAAUCACUGGGGGGGUCUUUGUGAGCUUCAGGAUUUCAGCAGCAUUAAAGCUCAUGACCUUAGUUGUUUUGACCAUUUCCAGAAAGUGUUGUUCCCUCAUUUAUACACUUUUUAAAGACAAACAUUAACUUUUUAACACUUUACUUUUUUACUUAAACCAGAGGUCUGCAACCUGCGGCUCCGGAGCUUCAUUUGACUCUUUUACCUCUCCAUUGUGGGCCUUUGGGGUGAAAAAUAAAAUGUUUUAAGAAUUUUAAAAAGUAAGUGUAAAGGAAAAAGUAAGUAAGUUGUAAAGUAAAAAAAAAUAAAUGAACUGAAACUUUAUCCAACUCAUUCCCAAACAGUUGAAGGACGGUAUGAAUCAUUCAGCGAGGAUCCUAACAACGGUAGCUGUAAUUCAAUACUUUGUAGUUUAUCAAUGUCAUACUGACACAUUUGGACUAAAUUUUGAGCUUAAUUUUUCAAAGAAAAUCAAUUUAUUGUCAGCAAAACCAGAAUUAAAUCUAUUAUAAUCCACUGGAUUAGAAAACAGAUUUUCUAUUUUUGAACAAAUUCAAGGGUUUAAAGUGUGCCUCAUGGUUUUAAUGUAUGGUGGGGUCACUUAAUUAGCUCUGACUAGUUUUUGUUGGUUAUAUUUAUAAAUUUGUGUCUGAAAUGCACCAUAAACAGUAAAAUAACCUUUUUUUCUUAAUCAUUGAUGACAUUACACUUCCUAUUGCAUUUGCUGCCUUGACAUGAUCCUAUGUAGAGUGUCUUUUAUUUUGUAAUGAAGUCAUGCAAAAAAAAACAGAUUUGUAUUUUUGUUUUAUUUAUGCAAAAACAAUAACAUUAACAAUAGUUAAUUUAAAUGUAUCAUGCCAGUAGCAAAAACAAAAAUAAUACAUUAUCUUAUUUUUCUAAUGGGUGAGUGAAGACUUUGUGGCUCCGACUGGGUUUUGGUUGACAUAAAGUCGACCUGAAUGGCUCUUUGAGUGUUGAAGGUUGCAGACUCCUGGUUUAAAUUCUAAACUUUAAUACAAUUCUUUUUAAAAAAUCAGUCCAGUAUUACAUAAAGAGAACAAAGAUCUGCUACAGGACAUAGAUUCAUGUAAACUGUGCAAACUGAACACUUUCUGUACAGGAGAGAUCAACAGCCAAUCAGGAUGCAGAACAAAAAAAAAUACAUAAAAAA
Molecule: messenger RNA, 3357 nt
Organism: Oryzias melastigma (Indian medaka)
Lineage: Eukaryota; Metazoa; Chordata; Actinopteri; Beloniformes; Adrianichthyidae
Exons: 5
Coding region: 753-1490 (245 amino acids)
Source: RefSeq, a predicted model, not a curated record